This is a messenger RNA of Lates calcarifer (barramundi perch), 7964 nucleotides long. RefSeq names its product carbohydrate (chondroitin 4) sulfotransferase 11 (gene chst11). The transcript is spliced from 4 exons. Gene Ontology annotation, cellular component: membrane. Gene Ontology annotation, biological process: proteoglycan biosynthetic process; carbohydrate biosynthetic process. The coding region runs from base 143 to 1201 and encodes 352 amino acids. Gene Ontology annotation, molecular function: sulfotransferase activity. Lineage: Eukaryota; Metazoa; Chordata; Actinopteri; Centropomidae. The record is from RefSeq and is a predicted model, not a curated record.
CGCUCCGUGCUGGAUGCGUUCAGCUCAUUGACCGGCGGACAAUCCUCAUCAGUACCAGCAGAGACCCCGGAGCUUCCAACAAACCGGCCCUUCAUUUCCCCUCACAAAGCGAAGCGGCACCCUCCACCCUCUCCACCCCGCCAUGAAACAGACUCUGAGCGAACUGAUGAGGAUGAGCAGGAUAUGCCGGAUGGUAUUUGCCACUUGUUUGGGAUCCUUUAUUCUGGUCAUCUUUUAUUUCCAAAGUAUGUUCCAACCAGUCAUGCGCAGGAACCCCUUCAUGGUGGAUGGCUGCUGUAGGAAAGGAUCCCGCAAUGCCCUGCAGGAGCUCUACAACCCCACACAGCCGGAGUUGUCCGGAGCUGCCGUCCUCCACCAGGCCAGGAGGGAUCAGGUAGUGGAUGCCUGUCGAGUCUACAGCGCAUCUAGCCGUAAACGGCGAGUCCUGACACCAGGAGACCUCAAACACCUUGUGGUGGAUGAGGACCAUGAGCUCAUCUACUGCUAUGUCCCCAAGGUGGCCUGUACCAACUGGAAACGUGUCAUGAUGGUGCUCACAGGUCGGGGCAAAUAUAGUGACCCCAUGGAAAUCCCUUCCAAUGAAGCCCAUGUUCCAUCCAACCUGAAGACGCUGAACCAGUACAGCAUUGCCGAGAUUAACCAUCGCCUCAAGAACUACCUCAAGUUCCUCUUUGUUCGUGAGCCCUUUGAGAGGCUGGUUUCUGCAUACCGCAACAAAUUCACCCUCAAGUACAACUCGUCCUUCCAUAAGCGCUUUGGCACCCGUAUAGUCCGGCGCUACCGCAAGAACGCCACACAGGAUGCCCUGCUCAAUGGUGCUGAUGUCAAAUUUAAGGAAUUCGCGGAGUACCUGGUGGACCCUGCCACGCAGCGUGAUGGCCCACUCAACGAGCACUGGCAGACUGUCUACCAGCUUUGCCACCCAUGUCACAUCCACUAUGACCUGGUGGGCAAGUACGAGACACUGGAGGAGGAUGCAAACUACGUGUUGCGGCUGGUGGGUGUUGGCGACUCCCUGCACUUCCCAAGCUACGCCAAGUCCACUCGUACCACAGAUGCCAUGACAGCCCAGUUCUUUAGCAAUAUCAGCACUCAACAGCAGAUCCAACUCUACCAGCUUUACAAGUUGGACUUCCUCAUGUUCAACUACUCCACACCCAGCUACCUCCGGCUGGACUAACAGAAGACAGAGCUGGGACUCUGAGAAUGGUUGCCCUGUUUAAGGAGAGGCAACAAAAUGAGUGAAGGGCAGAGUUUUUUGAAAGCAAACUGAUUUAAAAAACUGUCAUUGUACCUUGCGGGUGUGGAGUCUGGAAAGAACAUAUAAACAGAUGCUGAAAGAAAGAAAAGUCAUGCGUGCUUGUCUGGGCAUAAAUGGGAGGAUGUCCAAUCAACUCUGGGUGAUACAGAAAGCACUGAUUGGAAAAUGUGGGAUAAAUGGAUUAAACGCAUGCAAAGACUAAAAUGUGUGGGUGAAGCAGGUCUUCAAGAUGUUUUAAAAGCAGAACUUAUCCUCAGAGGACGGACUUAAAGAGGGACUCUCCUGAUGAUGUUCCCUACAUGUUUAAACAAACUGUUGACAAAUUAGGCUGCUUCAGAUUCUGCAAAGUAAACAGCAGCCUCGCACGCACCCUGACCCCAAUGCAUCGUGGGAACUAAGCUUAUCUCCCCCUCGCCCAGAUCAAUAGAGAAACUCCGUCAAAUUGUAAGAGACAGUUCAUGUCCUUCGCUGCGCUGCCAGCAUGGUGUGUUAGCACCCAUAACCCUUUCCCUCAUUACAUUCAUACAUUUCAAAGAGAAACUGGCUUGUCACCGCUCAAGGACACCCUGUAAUGGAUGGCUACUGACUUCAUUCUCAAGACCUCUUCAAGUGUAUGGUGGCUUGGCCUUCAGCCAACAGUUUAGACCAAACAAGUUUUCUCCCUGGUCUCUGUUAUUAAAAUGUUGGCAGAAGGGACCUCUCGUGUUACACACUGAGGACCCUGUAAAAUCAGAGGUGCCUGCUGCAGCAGAGAAGAAUGGAAGUGAUUAAUAAAUCAUUGCCUGUAACAAUCCAUGAGCUACAGGAUGUGGUUAGAAAGGUACAGGAUGCGGUCAGAUGAUUUGGGCGCACCAGCUGGGAGCGCAAAGUCUGCCACUGAGUUAAAGAUAAGGGAUAGUCUGUAUGGAUGUGAAAGGAUUACAUCACAUCCAGGGCCACACCCUCAAAGCCCUUGUUCCAAUGACCAAACAUGUCUUUCAGUAAAUUAAGAUUAUCCUUUUGUCUACAUGCUUAGUUUUGUUUUUACUGAAGCAUUGCUGCGAGCAGCAAUUACAAAAUAUUAUUUAAUUUGCUUUGUUCAUUAAAUUAAGAGAAAGAUUUAAUAUUUUGUUUUCCUGGGCUGAUGAACAUUUUAAAAGAUUUUUAAAGUUGAACUGUUUUGUGAAGAGUUUUGUCAUGUUGAUUUCUUUCUUCACAACUUGCCUCUGAUGCCACUACAUCAUUAGUGCAUCACAGCAGUUUCAUUUCUGAAUGGGUGUAUGGUACAUUUCAGCCCAUGGCUUUGUUCCUCUGUGUCUGAGAUCAUCAGUAAUUUGUGGGUGAGUUUCUAUUUCAAACAAAUUGAUGCCAAAAUGGCUGUGAGAGUCUUAGAGUUCCACACUCAGUGUUCAGUGCACAUCAUGGCCCUUAAGCAAAUUCGUGGGAUGAUUACCCCAUCUCCAGCCAUAACAUGAGAACUAGCCGCUGCUCUUAGUGUACAUAUCAAUACCUACAGCCCACAUCACAGAAUCACAGACUGUAUCUCAUACUGUAAUGUGAUUUAUGUUAGCGAUUCUAAGCAAUGUCAAGGUUAAUAACUGCACUCUCCAUCAUGCUGUGAAUUGGAUUACUGGCUGUUGUGUAAGCAUUAUACAGAAGGGAGAGGAGGGAGAGAGAGAGAGAACAUCUGACCUGUCUCUCUCAUACUGAAGAGAGAGAGAGAAAGUCAUUUUGUUUUUUGCACCUCCUCUAAACCACUCCAACUUCAAAGUAAUAUUUUUAGGAUAAACUGCAUCUCUUUGUUGCACUUUAGAAGAAGAAAUAUAUUCUUAUGUGUUUGAGCAUGCUGUAUUUCUCUCUCUCUCUGUUACCAAGCCCUAGUUUAAAAGCAAAAGUAAGGGUUAUUAUUGUUCUGUCUAUUACUCCUGCUGGUAAUGAUAACAUUUAACUCUAAAAAUUCAGUGUAGAGAAGUUGCUGAUACUAAUACUGUUUGACAAUUCUGGAUUGCCAAAUUCUGGCCCUGGAGCCCCAGACCCCCCAAGGACCCCAAAAGCCCCACAUUAUAUGAUUACCAAUUGGUUUGUGGUAAUUUGAUUAAUUGUAACUUUUUUUGGGAAUAUGGGGAUAUGCACCACUAAAACACAAAACUAACUGACGUGAUAUAGGCAGGUUGCACUUAAAUACCUGUUGAGGCCCUCAUGUCAAAUUUGCUUACACAACCCAAUAUGACAAAUUCUCAGAGAUGCUUUAAAAUCUGUAUAAUCAGUAUACACACAGUAUGGCACUUUGUGUAAGACCUCAAUUCAGAGAACAAAAAACUCCCAGGACAGACAUCCAGCAGUGCUCUGUGUACACAGUAGACCAAAGCAGCAUUAGUAGAAUUACAAUGGAAAACCAGAAUUACAAUAUCAUAUAAAUGAAGUAGUUAUUUCAUGUAAUAAGUUCAAAAGACCUUCAUUAUUAUAUCUCUGUGCUUAUAUGGUGCAUAUAAAUGAUGUGUGUCAAUUCAAAGCAAUCCAGAGGCUAUGUAAUAUACUAGCAUAAGAAUGCUGUACAGAAUGCACAAAGACAAGGGGUUAAAGGGGAACCCCAGCAACUCAUUUCUGGCUCCUUGAAGCUACACAAACUUUUGUAAAUAACAAAGUUGCUUCCUUGUGCAGGUUUGAGCUACUGUACUUUAAAGGUGCACUCCGCAGAUUUUAUUUUUAAAUCAAGCGUGGUUUACCUGUCAUUAUUAGUGCUACUCAACCCAUGAAGAGAGUUGUGCAAUGUUUUUUUCGGCUUCGGCUCUGGGAGCUUCCUCAUAGCUUUUAUGGAUUUUUGUCAGAGGUCCUGGUUACAACAAACUGGGGGGUUAAAGACUUGGGUGUACAGGCAAGGAGGAUCAAAUGAAAAAUGCUAUUGGGAAAUACAGAAUUCCAUGUUUGUGGUGCUUGACUUGCUCAAGUCAGGAUAUACAGGCUGCUGCUUUGAUUUUGACCAUUCUAUUUUAAUCAGUUUCUCCUGACUUUGGAAGUGCAACACUUAAUUUUUGGAGUAGCAUCUUUAAUCUAACUUGGCGACCGUAUAGCUUUGCAGUACAGGAAAUGUUUUUAGUAGACAGUUUACCUAGGUAUUUUACUUUCAGACUGAUAGUUAGGCAAACUCUACUUGUUUACUUGAUAGCUCGUACUGCAAUUCCAGGAUGGCUUCUCUAUAAAGUUUUUCUUGUGGACCCCAUGUUUUUAAAUGAAGCUGAGUGAGUGAGAUGUCAGCAGAACUGACAGGUGAUAACCAAAUCUUAUAUUAUAAACAGACACACUCCAGUGGAUGUUCCAGCUAGCUUUUGAAGAAUUAUUACUGUACAUGUGUGCACAUGCCUGUGUGUGGUUUGUAAUGAGAGAACAAUCUUCUGUUUUUACCCUCACACAGACAUCUGGCUUUAAUAAAGAAGAAACCCUCCUGGUCUUGCCUGUAGCCCUGGCCCUCAUCCUCCUGUAGGAACAAUGGCUGUAUUCUCAGCACAGCUUCCUCACAUUAGCACUCCUGCUGAUGUUGAUGCCACGCAGCAUCUUACUCAGCAGUUGUAGGCAGAGGCACGGAUGGGCACAGCACCUCUCCCCUUUAACACACAGACUGAGCCUCAGCUUAAACUGCUCAUUCAGCCCCUGGAUGGAAGACGAACGAUACACAAAGGACCUCUUAGCCUGCAAACAAGCUAUUACAGAGGCCUCUGUUUUCCUCGCUCAACCUCAUUUCAGAAGUGGCCUCCUUUAUAAAAAACACAGACACAAGUCAGUGUUGAUGAUCCCCACCAUCCCUGCAGGAAAAGGGCAGCCUGCUUAAACAAACAGAGCUGGUAUAAAAUCCCCACUGGGAACUAAGCGAGCACCAAGCGGCCCCGGCUGACUCUCUGCCUCACAUGUAAACAAACGAUCGUAGUUCGAAUGCUUUUGUCCCUAUUCUUAACUCAUCAGUCUGCAUUAAACCCAGGCCUGUUCACUGCCCAGUCGUCUCAUACUGUAGGGGUGUUUAUGGGUUUAUUUCUGCUGUUUUUGGACGACGUCUAUCAUUAGACUGAAUUAUCAAUUUGCUGUUUUGCUGAAAGGAACACAGGAAGUCCUCUAAACAUAUCUGAUGACGUUUUUCUCUGGAUGAUGUCAUAUGUGCUUAUUUCUUCAUUUUGUUAUUCAUGCACAGAUUUACACAUCUUUAUACACAGUAAAACAUAGUGUCAUAGCAGGUAGAUCAUUACCAAUGAAAGGGAUACUCUGACAUUUUGGGAAAUAUCUGUAUUGCUUUUUUGCUGAAAGUUGGAUGAUAAUAUCCGUCAGAUAUGGAGCUACAGCCAGGAGCCACCUAAACUAAGCUAGCUGCAUUCACCAAGAAAGCAAACAAGUGUAUUCCCCCCAAAAUGUUGGACUUUGUAGAGCAGAAAUAUCUUAGAGUAUAAAGGAAAAAAAGAUUUCUCUAGUUCCUCAGGUUUUGUUUUGGAUCAUUUUUGUCACCAAAAAUGAAACAUAUGAAAAUAAAUUCUACCAGAAAUAUCAUCACAUCUCAUAUCAUCAGUACAGGGGGACAAAGCCAGGAACCUCUGAUCAGCUUCUCUCUCUCUCUCUGCCUGUCGUUUUUCUGACAUAUCUACAGUCCCAAAGCAGGAUGUUUUUGUACAGUGUAGACAUAAUGUUUUUCCUUCUGCUGAUGUUUUUGGAGCUGUCAUGUUUGGAUGUUAUAUUGAUUAAUUUCUCUAGUUGCCUCACACACACACACACACACACACACACACACACACACACACACACAAUGUAUGGCACUUUUAUCUCUCUGUGCCUUUCAUUUACAGCAACACAGAGACACAGAGACGUUUCAGAACACCUUCCCUCUGUGUCGCCUGGGCCUUCCUCCAUACGUACAUACACACAGACAUACACACAUACACACAUACUUAUCACUUGGUCUAUGAAUGACAAAAAACAAAGAAACAGCAGUACGUUUUGCUUGAAGGAUAAUUCUAGUAUAUUACAACAGGUCAGCUGUUGAGAUCUGGGAACACAGGAACAUUACAAUCAGACAGGCUGAAAAUGAAACCAACAUUUAUCCACUUAAUUCAGAGGAUGAACCAAAAGGGAUGAACCAAUCAGGGCUUUGUAUACAGGAUUGUCAUCCUUUUACCUAGCUACGUCUAACUAGAAAUGGAGGAAUCUCUGUCUGUCUGAAAACAGCUCAUCCGACUGACUUCAAGAUUUGUUGUUGUAUUGCUGAGGAAACAGGGAGGUGCAGUGUCCACUGUGAAGUCUUUUGGAUGACAUGUUGGUGAGAAAAUCAACAGACAGAGAUUCCUCCAUUCAUUUUAAACCACAAAAUAAAAAUUACAUUAACUAGUGCAGUGCCUGUUUCUUUCAUUAAUUUUAAACUGGACCUGCUGUUCUCUUUUAAAUUGAGACAUCAUCACCCUUUGAUGAUGUCAAAGGUCACGCUCCAGUUUGACAGACACUGCGCUAGUUCAUGAAAAAUAGCAGACAGACAACAUACGCUCACAGCAAAAAUAAAAACUAUUGGAUCUUACUGAAGAAUGUUAGCUGUUGUUCAGCUUCACGGCAUGAACACAGUGUCAGGCUGUCAGAUUGUCUUUUGUAAACAUACAUCACAGUUUACAGACCAACUGCUGGUUUUCACUUCAGCCUGCUGGACCACACAGACUUUUGAUAAUCUGACUAAACUGUUGGCUCUGACUACGCAUGUUCCUCUGAUGGCUCAUGUUUCUUGCCCCUUCCAUAUUUUGUUGUAGUGCUAUUGCCUGUGUCCCUGAUCUCAGCAAUUCAUUUCUUAUGAAUUAUGACAGAAUUGUCCUCCAGACAAGCUGCUUCAAGUGAUUUCUACCAAGAAGCUUGAUGCUAUUUUUGAUAAGUUCUUUGUUGUUUACAGAGCAACAGUAAGAAACAUGUUGUGUCCUUCAGGUGUCCCGCACAUGCCCAGUGGAACACAUUGAAGUGACAAACAAAUGAACAUGUUAUCACAUGUUAACAGAAUAUGUUAGAUUAGUCCACAUUAACGGGGCCGUGGCUUCCGUGAGACAGCUAGGUUUCAUCUUGAGCGGCCUCCUUUGUUAAGCAGAGGUGCUUAUGGCACCUUCACAUGCUGCCAGAUGGUGUGGAUAUUGUGGUGUAACCUGUACAGUAAUGUGUGUGAGUAACCUUUUGAAGAAUGAGUCCUAGAUCAGCUGUGUCUGUGAAUUUAUACCAUGUCAUCAGCAUUUUUCACCAUUGUGUCUAUCAGAGUGCCUAAUGUGCUGUAACUACAAGUGGAGCAGCUGGAUAAUGGCUGCAUGAGCGUUUGAAGGUGGUGUAUAUGUGUGUGUGUGUGCGUGUGUGCGUGCGUGUGUUGACACUCUGUGCUGUACCCGCUCUGCCUUAGAGGGAAGGCGAGACUCAUUCAAACAGGCGCCAUUUAUUUAUUUAUUUAUUCUCAGACAACUACCAACACUUCUUCGUCGCUAUCACCAUGGCAACACACCUAAACUCUCUGUAUCUCUCAUUUCCUCCUGGGACAGCCUCUCGCUGUCCUGUUGUACUCAGUUCAUUUUCAGGCAUACUCACUGAAAUCAUGAAUAAUUGAGUGUGUGCUGUGCACUGAGUGUGGGAGAGUGGUGUUGAUCCUGCAGCAGCACAACCCCACCGCUCAUCCCGUCUGAUGUUUUCACAAUAAAAUAACACUGAAAACUCA